UAUGAGUUCCUCGUACGCGACUAGCGGCCCGCCCUCUUCCGGCGGGGGUACUGCACCCACGUCAUCUCCACUUCCCCCGUCUGUGCAGCCAACUCUCAAAGUGAUGCGGCUGUACAAACCCAAGCUGUACGUGCAAGGUGCCAGCGGUGGCUCCAUGCUACCUACAUCCAUGGACGAUUCCACUGCCACGCAGCACGAGUUCGCACUCUCCAGUAUGCUCAUCUUACCCGACAGCUUCGGAGAAAUCUUCCUAGGCAACACAUUCAGCAGCUACAUCAGCGUCAUCAACCCCUACACCUGCGAGUUACGAGAUGUGGGACUCUCGGCCAAUAUUCAAUGUGCGAACGACCGCGUGGAGCUGCACGAUAACCGGUACGCCCGCACAGGCAAACUUCCUCCUCCUAAUCCCGUGGCAAUGCUACCUGCUGGCUCCAGUCUGGAUAUGGUAGUGGACUACCCGCUCAACCUAGUGGGGAAUCACGUUCUACGAGUCGGUGUGGCCUACGUAGACCCCGUCACGGGCGAGAACAAGUCGCUCCGGAAAUUCUACCGGUUUGCCGUGCAGAACCCACUGGUAAUCACCUUCAAACAGAACUCGCCGGCGUCGCAGCAACACGGAGAGGCCAUUGUGGAGGCGCAGAUCCGUAAUGUAUCCAAGUUGCCACUUUUUGUGGACAGUAUCAAGUUUCUACCGCUAGCGCCGUUCACAUCGGAAGAAAUGGUCGUAAAUUCUGGUGGCAACAGAGGAGAGCGGCCGUCAAUUAAGGAAUUGUUGUCUCUAAACAACGGCCCACAGACACUUGUGUACCCCCAGGAAGAGCUCCAACGAGUGUUCCGAGUGUGGUAUGAUCCAGCGUCAGAUCCAUCAUUAUUGACGACUCAGGGCUCCCAGAAUCUGGGGCGACUUCAUGUGGGCUGGAAAACGUCAAUGGGUGAAGCAGGCUCCGUACAGAGUCAACCGGUGGUGCGGAAGGUUCCGGGGACUUCUGGAGGUGGGCACAGCGAGGUUCUAGUAGCAAUGCAGGAACUUCCUACGGAGGUUGUGGUUGGACAGCCAUUCUUGGCUGCUAUAUCUGUGACGAACAAUACCACGCGGAGUCUGGCGCUGCAGCUACAGUUUCGUAAGGAAUUGAUGCGUGGAAUUGUGUGCUCGUCCGCGUCACAUCAGGUAUGUUCGUGA
Messenger RNA from Phytophthora infestans T30-4, 1180 nucleotides. RefSeq lists its product as uncharacterized. The record is from RefSeq and is a predicted model, not a curated record. The transcript is spliced from 4 exons. Bases 104 to 1180 code for a protein of 358 amino acids. Gene Ontology annotation, cellular component: TRAPPIII protein complex. NCBI's taxonomy places the organism in Eukaryota, Oomycota, Peronosporomycetes, Peronosporales, Peronosporaceae.